UAACAGUCACUAUAAUCUAUAACUGCAUAAUAAUUCCUUGCAAGCAUCUGUAUAAGCCCCAGUAGUAUCUGAUUAACAGACAUAUGAUAUAGGCACACAAUAUGUCCCUCACCAUGCUCUCCCUUCUCAUCGUCAGUUACUACAUCCUGAGAAGUGUUUAUCGCCUCCAUUUUCACCCUCUAAGCAAGAUACCGGGGCCCCCACUCGCAGUAGUUACUCGCUUCCAUGAGUUCUAUUAUGAUGUGGUUAAAGGUGGGAAGUUCUUUUGGGAAGUCGAGAAGAUGCAUAAGAAAUAUGGACCCAUUGUCCGGAUCAACCCUCGAGAAGUGCACAUCAUCGAUCCGGCCAUGUACGAUGAGAUUUACGCCGGUAACAGUCGCAAGCGCAACAAGGACUCAGUGUUUGUCUCCUCCUUCGCGUCUCCCUUUUCCGCCAUAGCGACGAUCGAUCACGAUCUGCACCGCGCGAGACGGGGUCCGUUGAAUCCAUUCUUCUCCAAGAAAGCCGUGAUGGAUCUCUCGGCGGUCAUUCUCGAGAAGGUCAAGCGACUAUCAUGGCAUCUGGAAAGGGCCCAUGCUGACGGGGCGAUAAUUGCAUUGCACACUGCCUUCGUCGGUCUGACAGGGGAUAUUAUCACCCAUUACCUGUAUGGUCAGGACAACGGAUAUCUAUCGGACCCAGACCUAACCAAGCGGAACCUGGUCUGGGAGCUGAUGUUCGAAGGCACCAGCUCAUGCCAUCUCUUUCGGUUUCUCCCCUUCAUCCCCCGGAUGAUCAAAGCUCUUCCUGCCCGAUGGAUGCGCCUCGUUCGCCCUAAGUUAGCCCAAGUCUACGCGAUGCACGAACAGAUCGCGCAGCAGUCGCAGGAAGUGCCGCUCAACAACGACAAUCACAUCAGUACCGCCGGCGGCUCGAUAUACCAGGCCCUCACGGAUCCCUCCUUAUCCCCCGCAGAGCGCUCCCUGGCCCGUCUGCGUGACGAGAGCUUCAUCGUCCUCAUCGCCGGCACCGAAACCACCGCCGCAACAUUAACCUUCGCGACCUACCACCUCCUGCGCAACAGAUCAAUGUUCCUCCAGCUCCGCGAGGAACUGAAGCAGGUCAUGCCCACCCCUAAAAGCGAGCCCAGAUGGUCUCAACUGGAGCAAUUGCCAUACCUGACAGCCAUCAUCAACGAAGCCCUCCGCCUCAGCGCAACGCCCAUGCGACCAGCCCGAGUCGCCCCGUGCGAGUCCUUACAUUACAAACAAUACACAAUUCCCCCGGGUACCCCAAUCAGCACAAUCAGCUACUUCAUUCACCGCAACCCCCAGAUCUUCCCAGACCCGCACGCCUUCCGCCCAGAGCGGUGGCUCGAAGCCGCUGAAAGAGGCGAGAAUCUCGCUCGCUACCUCGUGCCUUUCGCUAGGGGCAGCAGGAUCUGUAUCGGGAUGAACCUGGCAUACGCUGAGUUGUACAUGACCAUUGCGUCAAUUGUUCGGCGAUUCGACCUCGAGCUCUGCGGUACGCACCCGGAGGAUAUGCAGUUCGUGCGCGAGAAGAUUCUGCAGCGGCCGGAUAAGGGGGUGUGGACGUUGAAGGCGAGGGUUGCGGCGGUUGCGGCGGUUGCGGCGGAAUGA
Aspergillus homomorphus CBS 101889 is the source of this 1619-nucleotide messenger RNA. Its product is annotated as cytochrome P450. The record is from RefSeq and is a predicted model, not a curated record. The transcript has 5 exons. Gene Ontology annotation, molecular function: monooxygenase activity; iron ion binding; heme binding. Bases 102 to 1619 code for a protein of 505 amino acids. NCBI's taxonomy places the organism in Eukaryota, Fungi, Ascomycota, Eurotiomycetes, Eurotiales, Aspergillaceae.